Cryphonectria parasitica EP155 is the source of this 649-nucleotide messenger RNA. RefSeq lists its product as uncharacterized. Lineage: Eukaryota; Fungi; Ascomycota; Sordariomycetes; Diaporthales; Cryphonectriaceae. The annotation marks the transcript as partial. The transcript has 2 exons. The record is from RefSeq and is a predicted model, not a curated record.
UCCUAUUAUCCAAGUACAGCCUCUCCUUGUUUGUUCCUAAAGAAACUGGUCACAUCCCUUCUCUUAUUACAGACUUUAUCCACCGUCGCAAUGAAGUUCUCCAUCCUCCUCUUCGUUGCCACCGCUCUCGGUGCGCCUGUCGUCACGCAGCGCGAUACUGACACCACUGAGGGCGUCGUCACUUGGGCUGAUGUGGCUGCACGCGACACCGAUACCACUGAGGGUGUCGUUACUUGGGCCGACGUUGCUGCUCGUGACUCUGACACUACCGAGGGUGUCGUCACUUGGGCCGACGUUGCUGCGCGUGACUCUGACACUACCGAGGGUGUCGUCACUUGGGCCGACGUUGCUGCGCGUGACUCUGACACUACCGAGGGUGUUGUUACUUGGGCGGAUGUCGCCGCGCGUGACUCUGACACUACUGAGGGUGUUGUUACUUGGGCCGACGUCGCUGCGCGUGGCACUGAUACCACUGAGGGUGUUGUCACUUGGGCCGACGUUGCUGCGCGUGACACUGACACCACUGAGGGUGUCGUUACUUGGGCCGACGUUGCUGCAUAGACUGUCCCGACCUGAGAUAUCCAGGCGAAUACCCGACGAGGUCUACUUCACCAUUUUGACCAGGAUGGCCUAAGAUGUUGAGAUGGCU